Cannabis sativa is the source of this 2595-nucleotide messenger RNA. RefSeq lists its product as uncharacterized. The coding region runs from base 255 to 2042 and encodes 595 amino acids. NCBI's taxonomy places the organism in Eukaryota, Viridiplantae, Streptophyta, Magnoliopsida, Rosales, Cannabaceae. Gene Ontology annotation, cellular component: endoplasmic reticulum; Golgi apparatus. The record is from RefSeq and is a predicted model, not a curated record. The transcript has 10 exons.
AAAAAAAAAUUUCACUUUUUUGCUAGACUUGUUUUGUCUUUAGAGCUACUUUUUCCUACAGACAACUGUGCCAAACUGACCCGCCCCAGUCUAUUACUCAACUCUACUUCUUUCUUCUCCGCGAUCUCUCAUCAUCGUCCGUCGUCGUCACCAAAGUGGGAGUCCAUCCUAACCACGACGAAGACGAACGACCCCUUAUUUGCUUUCACACUAAAUUUGAAGCUUUUUAAUUGCAGAGAGAGCAAUUCCCAAUAAUGGACGAGAAUUCGGCAUUAAUUGCAGCGAUUCUGAGAGAAGAUGAGUUAGCAGCUAACGGGUACCACAUCAAUGCCAGCGGAAACGAUGAUUAUAAUUGGAAAACUGUACAGAAUCACAAGCGGACCAAGAAAUCCUCUAAACCAUCCUCAGAUGUCUCCUUCCUCCGAAAUCUUACCACCGGAUUCUCCGCUUCGGGCGAUGUUUUCCGGCCGAUCGAGCUUCAUGCCGAGGAGCGUCGCAAGCGUGGUCUAGAGGUUCAAUUUGAUUCCGCUGCGGUCCAGACGGACUCCGUUGCCAACGGAUCGAACCGGCAUUCGGACGAUGAUGACGAAGAUAGCGAUGCGGAGCCUUCUGCUCCUCAGAAUGGCGGUGGCGACGAGCCGAAAAAGGUGAAGGUGAAGGCGAAGAAACCGAAGAAGUUGAAGGUGACGGUGACUGAGGCCGCUUCGAAGAUUGAUGUGGAUCAUCUGGAGACUUUUCUUGCUGAGAUUACUGCUUCUUAUGAAUCACAACAAGAUAUUCAGCUUAUGCGUUUUGCCGAUUACUUUGGUCGAGCUUUUGCUUCCGUCAGUGCGGCUCAGUUUCCAUGGUUGAAGACAUUCAAGGAGUCCAAUGUUGCAAAAUUGGCUGAUAUCCCUCUGAUUUAUAUAUCUGACAAGGUGUAUAAGACGUCGAUUGACUGGAUCAGCCAGCGGUCUUCCGAUGGACUUGGCUCUUUUACAUUGUGGUUAUUGGAUAGCAUUCUUGAUGACCUCGCAGUUCAUCAGGGAACUGCCAAGGGAUCCAAAAAGGUAGCUCAGCAAGCUCCAUCAAAGUCUCAGGUUGCCAUGUUUGUAGUUUUGGCAAUGGUGUUGCGGCGAAAACCUGAUAUAUUAAUCAGCUUAGUACCGACCUUGAAGGACAGUCCUAAAUAUCAAGGACAAGAAAAGCUUCCACUCAAUUCAUGGUUAGUUACUCAGGCUGCUUCUGGAGAUUUGGCUGUUGGGUUAUACGUGUGGGCUCAUUUUCUCUUGCCCCUGUUGAGUAGCAAGUCAACCUCUAAUCCACAGUCUAGAGAUCUGAUUUUGCAGGUAGCUGAAAGAAUUCUAUCCUCUCCCAAAGCUCGUACCAUUCUUGUAAAUGGUGCUGUUAGAAAGGGUGAGCGUAUAGUGCCUCCAUCUGCAGUAGAUAGUUUGAUAAGAGCCACUUUUACUGUCCCUUCUGCCCGACUUAAGGCAACUGAGAGAUUUGAAGCUAUUUAUCCUCUCUUAAAAGAGGUUGCCUUUGCUGGUUCCCCGGGAAGCAAAGCAAUGAAACAAGUUGCCCAACAGAUAUUUAAAUUUGCAGUCAAAGCAGUCAAAGAAGACGUUCCUGAUCUGUCAAAAGAAGCAAGUGACAUUUUUAUUUGGUGUUUGACACAGAGCUCUGAAUGUUACAAACAAUGGGACAUGAUGUACCUUGAAAAUCUUGAAUCGAGUGUUGUAGUAUUGAGAAAGCUGACUGGUGAAUGGAAGGCGCACUCAGUUAAACAUCUUACUCUUGACCCUUUGAGGGAAACAUUGAAGAGCUUUAGGCAAAAGAAUCUCAAGGAAUUAACGAACAAAGGAGACAGUGCACAUCAUGCUUUGUUGAAGGAAGCGGAAAAGUACAGCAAAGCACUUUUGGGACGACUGACGCGGGGCCAUGGAUGCUUAAAAAGCAUGGUGUUUGUGUCCAUCGCACUUGUAGCUGGUGCAGCUGUUAUGUCCCAAAAUGUUCAAUCUUGGGACCUAAAGAACCUUUCGGAAGUGUUUGGUUUCCCAUGAAAUUUUGGUUUUACUUCUCGAGAGAGAGGUCCAGCUGGUGAGUGAGGACCCACACCACUAUGAGAGGGUCCAGCAUAGACCGGUAAGGCUAGGAAAUCCAUCAAACUAUGGGUAGAGGAUAAAGUUUCAGUUUUUUACAUAAUCCAGUUGGCCAGGAAAUCCAUCAAACAAUGUGUAGAGGAUAAAGUUUCAGUCUUUUACAUAAUCCAGUUGGCCGUUUAGUGAAUUUAAGUACAGAAGCGGAGAAACUGAGGGGUUUGGUAACUUGUUUUUCAGCAUAUCAAGUCAGUUUUAGACUCAGACCCAAAAUAAAAGGAUCAGUUGAAGACUAACUUGUCUUCCUUUCAUAGUGGACUAUAUAAUGUUUUUUUUUCCUUCGUUGGGUGUUGGUUCUUUCGUUCUUUGUUUGUUUGAAACAGAAAAUAAAAAAUAAAAAAAAUUAACAGCUCGCUACGUAUGUAACAUUGCUAAACUGGCUUGAACCAUGAAGGAAGAUGGAAAUGAUAAGUGCGCAGAAAUGAUAAGUGUGCUUUGGUGUGCUUAUUCACCUGUA